This is a messenger RNA of Cercocebus atys (sooty mangabey), 1812 nucleotides long. It is a transcript of the gene TXNDC2, whose product is annotated as thioredoxin domain containing 2 (spermatozoa). NCBI's taxonomy places the organism in Eukaryota, Metazoa, Chordata, Mammalia, Primates, Cercopithecidae. The record is from RefSeq and is a predicted model, not a curated record.
AGCUGGUCACAACGGGUGAGUCAUAAAGAGAAAGCUGGAGCUGGGGGAUGCUGGAGGGAGAUGAAAGGAAGGCUGAUUCACAGAACCCAGGCUGGACAGCACUCAUUUUCAGAACCCAGGCUGGACGGGACUUGUGGCGAGCAGUCCAGCACAGCCUCACAGUGCGGAGCGUGAGCUGUGGAACCUGCCCUUACCCUAGCUUUGCAACCUUAAGUGAGUCUCAUAGCUUCUCAUGUAUAAACUGCUCAUCAUAAUGGUUCUGACCUCAGUGGUUUGUUGUGUUAUAGGAAAUGAUGACAGUGAAUGCAUAGUCGCAGCUUCAGCACAGGGCAGCCACCUUGAAGCUCUCAAAUAUCACGGUUGUGAAUACAGAGAAGGAAAACCAACUGUAACGUGCUACCCAAAUAUAAGUUUUACUCAUAUUUUGAUGUUAGGAUGGACAGCUUGCAAAAAGUUGGAGGGUAUGGCCUUUAUUAUGAGGCAUCUAUGAAGAAUCAGGAAUGGAUGUAGACAAGGAACUAGUAAUGGAAACUGUUAAAGCUGGAGCCCCUGGAAAACCAGAAAUGAGGCUGGGCUCUCAGGAAGAAACAAAUGAAGGUGAUGCUAAUGAAAGUUCAUUACAAGUCCUGUCCAGCAAUGUGCCUCUCCUGGCCCUAGAGUUCUUGGACACAGUCCAGGCCAAAGAGAAGGCCUUUCUCCCCAUGGUCAGCCACACGUUCCACAUGCCCACAGAAGAGUCUGGUGCUCCACAGGAGGGUGAUGACCUACCGAAGUCCUCAGCAAACACCAGCCAUCCCACAGCAGGGUGACAUCCCAAGUCCCCAGAAGCAAACACGCCCACGGAGGGUGACAUCUGCCGAUCAGAAGAAACCAACCAACUCCCAAGAAGGACGACCUCCCCAAAAGUCUCAGAAGAAGUCAAUCAAACCAAAGAGGGUGCAGCUCCCCAACAAGUCCUCAGCAAACCUAUCCAGUCCAAGCGUGGCAUAUUCCAAGUCCUCAAUCGAACGCCCAUCCAGCGACAGAUGGUGACCAUCCCCAAGUCCCCAGCAAGAAAGCUCCGCCCCAAGGCAGGUGACAUCCUCAAGUCCCCAGAAGAAGCCGUCCAGCCCAAGGAGGGUGACAUCCCCAAGUCCCCAGAAGAAGCCAUCCCACCCAAGGCAGGUGACAUCCUCAAGUCCCCAGAAGAAGCCAUCCAGCCGAAGGAGGACGACAGCCCCAAGUCCCCAGAAGAAGCCAUCCCACCCAAGGAGGAUGACAUCCUCAAAUCCCCAGAAGAAGCCGUCCAGCCGAAGGAGGGUGACAUCCCCAAGUCCCCAAGCAUCCAGCCCAAGGAGGGUGACAUCCCCAAGUCCCCAGAAGAAAGCAUCCAGCCGAAGGAGGAUGACAGCCCCAAGUCCGUAGAAGAAACCAUCGCACCCAAGGAGGGUGACAUCCUAAAGCCUGAAGAAGAAACAACGGAGUUCCUGGCGGGGGACAAGGUGAAAGUGAUCCUGAGCAAGGAGGACUUUGAGGCAUCACUGAAGGAGGCUGGGGAGAGGCUGGUGGCUGUGGACUUCUCGGCCACGUGGUGUGGGCCCUGCAGGACCAUCAAACCGUUCUUCCACGCCCUGUCUAUGAAGCAUGAGGACGUGGUGUUCCUGGAGGUGGACGCUGACGACUGUGAGGAGGUGGUGAGAGACUGCGCCAUCAUGUGUGUCCCAACCUUUCAGUUUUAUAAAAAAGAAGAAAAGGUGGAUGAGUUUUGCGGCGCCCUUAAGGAAAAACUUGAAGCAGUCAUUGCAGAAUUAAAGUAAACAUGUAUUCUGAAAA